UGUUGAAAUCUUGUUAUGUUCAUACAAAUAUUUACACAUGUUAAGUUUGCUGAAAAUAAACGCAGUUGACAGUGAGAGGACGUUUCUUUUUAUGCUGAGUUUAUUUCUAUAUUGAUCUGUGUCUGUGGUUAUGCAUCCUUCUGCUUCUAUUUUCUUCCUUUCCAAACUGGGAAAACCCUUCAAGCAUGUUCCACUUUUGCUAAUCAGCAUGGCUUUGCAUACUGCUUGGUUAAAGAAAAGUUAAUGUACUUUCUAAAUGUACGAAAAGUAUUUCCCUACAAACCUUGCAUCUCAUGAUUAACCUGUAAUUGACCACUAGAGGGUCUUCCUCACAAGCCCUCAGGAGUGUCUAAACUCCACCGACCCAUUAACAGACUACGUUAGUGAUGCACUAGAGCUUUGGUAUCAUUUUUGCCAGUAGUUUUGUAAGUAGUGCUCGAGUCAAAAACGUGUCCCUGAACAUUGUGUACUACGCCAUCCAUUUUGUAUGAUAUGUUACGUCCUGCAUAGAAUAUGUUACAAAUUCCAAUUCGUACAAUAUUUUAAAUGUAUAAGCGCUUAAGAUCCUGGAUUGCAUCUUUAACUAUCCAUUAUUUUUUUUUUAUUAAUUUUUAUUGUAGAAUAUUUUUUUUUAGAUGGCAACUAAUCAAGUUGUUCUUAUAACUAUCCCAAUACCAAUAUGUGUUUACACAUAUGGAAAAUUAUUCUUGCAUGUUUGUCAAUACAAUAGUUGCUCAGCAACAGUAUCUGAUAACUCCCCCUUUAAAACAAGCACCUACAGCCCUGAUGUUAUGUGAAAGAGGAACAGUCCUCCAUCUCUUGACAUUUACACAGGAUAAGACCGCAGACACUAAGACCGAGAGGGAGAUAGACAGGAGGAAGUGACUGAGAUAUUUCACAAGCUGCAAAGACCACCAAACAGUGGUAGAGACUGAGGGCACCUGGUGUUUGACUCUAAAGAACAUUUUGUUUGCGACUACAACUAGGUAAGGGAACAACAAUGUCCUCCCAGGGCAGAGACUAUAGAGACACUGAUAGAGAUACUCUAUGAAAAUGGAGACAGACAGGGUGAUGUUGAGGCACAGAACAGAACUAGAAUUGCCCAAACUGAAUAGUGGCUUACUGGGGUAACGUUUUAUUAUUCCUAUGAUAAUCUAACAGUCCAAUUGGUCUUGUCCUAAAAGGAGGGGCAGAUAUAAAAGCUUGGAUAGGGGGUAUUGGGGUUAUUGAACAGAUGACUAUGAAAGGGCUCAUUAAUUUACAGGAAGUAAUAUGAUCUUGGUCUUAUUAUAAUGUGUUGGUGGAGUACAAUAUUACAAUAUAUUUUAAUGUGGGGAAUGGCCAAGACUAGGGUCGGCCUAAUAUUUGACCUGUAGUUUGAUUCAGGGCAUUACCAUGUUCCCCAGAUUUGUCUGUUUAUAAAUAACCGUACACUAUCAGAGUUCAGCAUUUUACUUUCCCCCAAAAGUAUGAAUUUUUGCUUUAAUUGAAAAAUGUGUUAAUGUGUGUUACUAUCUUAAAUGUGGCAUAACCCGAUGGUUGUAUUACCACUUUGCAGUACAGCGUCUUCAAACGAGAGUUUAUUGUUAAAGCCAUGAUGUAGCAUCACUUAUCACAAUUAAUACCAAUAAUAAAAGAUGAGUGAUAUAUUUUCCCUCUGUAAGUAUGGCUGCUUGGGAUCUGUCUGUGACAGUGGAGGAGCUUGGCCCAGAGGCCACACCCUUCAAAGUUAGCGUGACCUCAGACCUGCACAUUGGUGGUGUCGUACUCAGAAUUGUGGAGAAGACACAGAUAAAGAAGGACUGGUCAGACCAUGCCCUGUGGUGGGAGCAGAAGCAGCAGUGGCUGCUCCAACUAUCCUGGACCCUUGAGAAGUAUGAGAUCCAUGCCGAUGCUCGCCUGAGCCUCACCCCCCAGCACAAGCCCCUGAAACUGGGCCUACCCAACGGGACCACUCUGAGGCUUCAGGCCUGCUUCUCUCGUCCAGUCUUCCAAACUGUUAUGGGGGUCUGUCGUCUGCUGAACAUGCGUCACCCAGAGGAGCUGUCGUUGUUACGGCCAGUGGAGGAGAAGAAAAAGAAGAAAGACACAGAGGAGGAAGUAGUAGUAUAUGAUCUAACAAGCCUUCGGAUCUCAUCAGGUCCAGCUCACACCCUGUCCAAUGGCAUGCCUGUGCACUUUGCUGACUCACCCCAGACUGAGGCUGUGUAUAAGAUGUUGUCUGUCAGCCUACCUGCUCCUGAGACUAUCACCAAGACGCCCCGUCCCACCAGCCUUGUGGACAAGGCCCAAGUUCACAGCAGAUGGCUGGAUUCGUCUCGUUCUCUGCUCCAACAGGGAGUGCAGGAGCAUGACAGACUGCUGCUACGCUUCAAAUACUACUGCUUCCAUGACCUGCAGCCCAAGUAUGAUGCAGUCCGUCUGACCCAGAUGUAUGAGCAGGCUCGCUGGGCCAUCUUGUUAGAGGAUGUUGGCUGCACAGAGGAAGAGAUGAUGCUCUUUGCUGCCCUUCAGCACCACAUUGGUAAGGUGUCUCUGUCAGAGCCCCGGCUGAUGACAUCAUGUCCUGCCAUGGAUGACCUUGACUCCGCCCUUCAGUGUUUGGAGGUGAAGAUGGAUGCAGAGGAGUGCAGUGCUGAAGACAUGCUGGAAACAAUGACGGUAGCACCAGAGCUGCAUGACUACUUGAACAUCUUCAGACCAAAGAGACUGACACUAAAGGGCUAUAAGCAGUUCUGGUUCACGUUCAACAACACAUCCAUCUCCUACUACAAGAGUAAAGAGGAGAGCCUCAAGGAGCCCAUUCAGCAGAUGAAUCUCAAAGGCUGUGAGGUGGUCCCAGACGUUAGUGUGGCUGGUCAGAAGUUCUGCAUCAGACUGCUGAUUCCUGGGGCUCAGGGCAUGAAUGAGGUCUACCUACGCUGUGAGAAUGAGCUGCAGUACAGCAGGUGGAUGGCAGCUUGCCGUUUAGCCUCCAAGGGGAAGAGUCUAGCAGACAGCUCCUUCUCUAAUGAGGUGCAGAAUAUCCAGUCCUUCCUGGACAUGCAGCGAACCACCCCCGGGGUCAAUGCUGCUCAGACUGAUGACAUCAUCAACACACACGGCCUUGUAUCCCCACGCUACCACAAAAAGUACAAGUCCAAACAGCUAACUCCCCGCAUCCUGGAAGCCUAUCAGAAUGUGGCCCAGCUCCCUCUAACAGAUGCUCUCCUCAGGUUUCUUCAGAUCUGGCAGGCUCUACCUGAGUUCGGGGUGUGUUAUUUUGUGGUGAGGUUUAAGGGAUGCCGUAAAGAUGAGGUCCUCGGCGUCACCAACAACCGUCUCAUCCGCAUUGACCUCGGCACCGGAGAUGUGGUGAAGACGUGGAGAUACAACAUCAUGAAGCAGUGGAAUGUCAACUGGGAUAUCCAGCAGGUGGCCAUCGAGUUCAAUGCUAAUGUGAACAUUGCCUUCAGCUGUGUGACUGCUACCUGCAAGAUUGUGCACGAGUACAUUGGGGGCUACAUCUUUAUGGCCACACGCACCAGAGAACAGACAGAGGUGUUGAACCAGGAGCUCUUUUACAAGCUGACUGGUGGCCAUGAAGCCCUCUAAAUAUCCAUGAGAUGAACAUCUGGAUCUCUCUUUAUGGUUUCAUGAUACUGUCAUAGACAGCUAGCUGGUCUGACUAGCAUGGUCUAGCUGGUUAUGUUUGUUGUCCAGCAUAGUCUAGCUGGUCUGACCAGCUUGGUCUAGCUGGUCAUGCUUGUUGUCCAGCAUAGUCUAGCUGGUCUGACCAGCAUGGUCUAGCUGGUCUGACUAGCAUGGUCUAGCUGGUUAUGUUUGUUGUCCAGCAUAGUCUAGCUGGUCUGACCAGCAUGGUCUAGCUGGUCUGACCAGCAUGGUCUAGCUGGUUAUGCUUGUUGUCCAGCAUGGUCUAGCUGGUCUGGCCAGCAUGGUCUAGCUGGUUAUGCUUGUUGUCCAGCAUGGUCUAGCUGGUCAGACCAGCAUGGUCUAGCUGGUUAUGCUUGUUGUCCAGCAUAGUCUAGCUGGUCUGACCAGCAUGGUCUAGCUGGUUAUGCUUGUUGUCCAGCAUGGUCUAGCUGGUCUGACCAGCAUGGUCUAGCUGGUCUGACCAGCAUGGUCUAGCUGGUUAUGCUUGUUGUCCAGCAUAGUCUAGCUGGUCUGACCAGCAUGGUCUAGCUGGUUAUGCUUGUUGUCCAGCAUGGUCUAGCUGGUCUGACCAGCAUGGUCUAGCUGGUUAUGCUUGUUGUCCAGCAUAGUCUAGCUGGUCUGACCAGCAUGGUCUAGCUGGUUAUGCUUGUUGUCCAGCAUGGUCUAGCUGGUCUGACCAGCAUGGUCUAGCUGGUUAUGCUUGUUAUCCAGCAUGGUCUAGCUGGUCUGACCAGCAUGGUCUAGCUUGUUAUCCUGGUUUACCAGCAUAGUCUAGCUGAUUACCCAUAUGGAAAAUAAUCAUGAAAAUCAAAUAAGAAUAUUGUAUGGCAGAAGAAGAGUAUUUGUACCAAUAUCUAAUAAGUUAUCUAGGAUCUGGUAAGAUUUUGUAUGUUUUUUCCUUUUCCUUACAGUGAUGUACUUGUAUAUGUGUUAUAUGCCUUAUAUGACAUACACUAUUGAAUACAUGAUUGUGGUGAAUUUCCAACAUAGAUAUGGUAUGAUAUAUUUGAGUAAAAUAUAUUAAUUAUAACUCAUCUAUGAAUAUUAUAAGGUGUAUGCUCUACAAAAUAAAUGCUUUCCUUA
Salvelinus namaycush (lake trout) is the source of this 4737-nucleotide messenger RNA. RefSeq names its product fermitin family homolog 3-like. NCBI's taxonomy places the organism in Eukaryota, Metazoa, Chordata, Actinopteri, Salmoniformes, Salmonidae. Gene Ontology annotation, biological process: cell-matrix adhesion; regulation of cell-cell adhesion mediated by integrin; integrin-mediated signaling pathway. The transcript is spliced from 14 exons. The record is from RefSeq and is a predicted model, not a curated record. The coding region runs from base 1666 to 3594 and encodes 642 amino acids. Gene Ontology annotation, cellular component: cell-substrate junction. Gene Ontology annotation, molecular function: integrin binding.